AUGAAGUACAUCACCGCAAUCAGCAUCCUCAUCACCCUCGCCAGCUCAACCCCAACCUGGCUCCCGAACGACACUCCCGUGAACAGCAUGAAACUGCAAGACGUACUGGGCGUCUACGUCCCCUGCAUGAAGACCUGUGGCAUGACCAGCAUGGGCUGCGAAUCGCAAACCGGGGCCGUGGCCAGCACCUGCACCCACGAUAUGGCGGUCUGCAUGCUGAAUUGUCAGAAAAUGGUUUAUCCUCACCCAAUUGAUGUCAUCACUGAGUGUACUCGUGUUUCUGUUGAUGAGCUGAGCUCUGGUCUGGAUAUUGAUAUGGUCGAGUCGCACUUGAAGGAUUGUGUUAAGAAGUAA
This is a messenger RNA of Penicillium manginii, 354 nucleotides long. RefSeq lists its product as uncharacterized. The record is from RefSeq and is a predicted model, not a curated record. The transcript has a single exon. Lineage: Eukaryota; Fungi; Ascomycota; Eurotiomycetes; Eurotiales; Aspergillaceae. The coding region runs from base 1 to 354 and encodes 117 amino acids.